CUGCGGCAGGGCACGAAGCGAUACGGUAUCUCGAGUUCUGCAUUGAAAAAGGAGAGCACAAGGAACAGGCUAUACAUAACUAUUUGUUAUCGUUGUAUGCUAAAUUAAAGCCAGAACAAUUGAUGACUUAUCUGCAAUUUCAAGGCGAAGACCCGGAAAAGGUGUGCUACGACCUCAAGUACGCGCUGCGGCUGUGCACCGAGCACGGCCACCAGAGGGCGUGCGUCUUCAUCUACACGACGAUGGGCCUGCACGAGGAGGCGGUCGACCUCGCGCUCAAGGUCGACGUCGAGCUCGCCAAGGUCAGCGCCGAUCGUCCGGAGGCGGACGAGCCGCUGCGCAAGAAGCUGUGGCUGCGCAUCGCGCGCUGCGUCGUCGAGCAGGAGGGCGACAUCGGCGCGACGAUGCGCUUCCUGCGCGAGUGCGACCUCAUCAAGGUCGAGGACGUGUUGCCGUUCUUCCCCGACUUCGUCACGAUCGACCACUUCAAGGAUGCGAUCUGCGCGUCGCUCGGCGCCUACAACCGCCACAUUGAGGCGCUGCGCUGCGAGAUGGACGAGGCGGCGGCGGCGGCGCGCGAGGCCCGCGCCGACGCGCAGGCGUUCCGCGACCGCUACGCGCUUGUGCGCGGCGCCGACAAGUGCGCGGCGUGCGCGUACCCGAUCCUCACGCGCGCAUUCUACCUGUUUCCAUGCCGGCACGCGUUCCACGCCGACUGCCUGCUCGCCGAGCUGCGGCCCUACCUGUCGGCGACAAAGCGGCAGCGCGUCGACGACCUCAGCUCGCGGCUGUCGACCAAUCGCGAGCCGGAGACUGGGUCAACGGGGUCGCCGGCGGCGUCCGGUGCGCUGCAGACAAGGCAGGACCACGUGAAGGCAGAGCUUGACGAGUUGUUGGCGGACGAGUGCCUGUACUGCGGCAACAGGAUGAUACGCUCGAUUAGCAAGCCCUUCAUCGAGGCCGAGGGAUACGAGAGUGAGAUGCAGAGCUGGGUGUAGGAGUGCGGGGGAGUCCGCACGUCGAGGCUGAGGAGUAGAAAGCGAAGCUAGGAGAGAGAGAGAGAGAGAGAGAGAGAGAAAGAGAGAGAGAGA
Molecule: messenger RNA, 1091 nt
Organism: Priapulus caudatus
Lineage: Eukaryota; Metazoa; Priapulida; Priapulimorpha; Priapulimorphida; Priapulidae
Product: vacuolar protein sorting-associated protein 18 homolog
Exons: 3
Coding region: 123-998 (291 amino acids)
Biological process (GO): endosome to lysosome transport; intracellular protein transport; endosome organization
Cellular component (GO): HOPS complex; endosome
Molecular function (GO): protein-macromolecule adaptor activity
Source: RefSeq, a predicted model, not a curated record